AUGAGGGCUCUGGUCCUGCUCUGCUGCUUUGUGGCGUCGCUCCUGCUCCCAGGACAAGCAGAACUGCAAGUUUCCGCUUCGGGUGGCACAGAAGAUGUUGGCAAUUUGUUGGAGAAUCAUUUCUCUGCUGGAGAUGCAAGUCUAGAGGAGAAGGAAAGGGCGCUUUAUGCAGAGGCGGCCCCUCGAGAGAAGAACCUGCUCCUUCACUCCCCAGAUGGCAGGGAGGCUGAGAGCUCAGAGAAGACUGCUGCUGGGGCCCCCAUCGCCCCCGGCCCAGGCUCUGACCCUGAAGCCAGCCUCUCCAAUGCCUCAGCCUCAGAGUCAGCUCCCCCCGGGGACUCUGCGGGGCCACCAGGAGCGAGCACCCACCUUCCAGAAGGGGAGGAAGGAACCGGGGAAGAGGGGAGACCUGAGCUCAGUGCGGGAGAGGGCCCAGCAGAGGAGGCCGAAGGACAGGCUGGGAGCCACCUGAUCCCUGAGGAAGCCAAGGAGGUCCUAGGGGACAACCCCGUGCAGGGGGCAGCAGCUGGGGCUGCAGAGCCUGAAGGCACAGGGGCCUCUCCUACCUUGGAGGUCGAGGAGGCCCACAUGCCCGAGACAGCAGGCGAGGGCAGCCCAGGGCCCGAUCGGGGACCAGAAGGGCCAGAUGGAGUCAUGGAGGUGGACACAGAAGCCAGGGAGGGGCCUGAGGACCAGGGGAAGCCCAGCCCCAGCCCAGACACGGAGACAGGGGACACCCAGGAGUACCACCCCCCAGAGGGCCAGGUCCCAGGGGUGUCCAAGGAGGACUCAGAGGUGGCCUCCUCUGAGGAAGAGGGUAGCAGCCACAGCGGAGGCGAGGAAGGAGUUUCAUCCCAAGAAGAAUCCGAGGAGGACAGCGGCGACGACGGGGCUAGUUCAGAGGAAGCAGGGGGCGCCUCCGAGGAAGCAGGGGAAGCCCAGGAAGCGGGGCAAGCCCAGGAAGCAGCAGGAACCCCAAGCAAUGGGGACGAGGGGGCCCAGCUGAGCUCGGAGGAACCAAAUCCAGGGUCCAAGGGGGACGAGGCCUCAGAGGCUGAGGCAGAGGAGCCCAAGGAGGGGCCUCAGGAAGAGGCGGAGGAUGUGAGUGAAGAAGCCCCAUUGAGGGAUCGCUCCCACAUCGAGAAAACUCUGAUGCUGGAUGAGGACAAACCAGCUGAUGAUUACUCUGUGGUGCUGCAGCGGCUUCGAAAGAUCUACCAUUCGUCCAUCAAACCCCUGGAACAGUCUUACAAAUACAACGAGCUUCGGCAGCAUGAGAUCACAGAUGGAGAAAUCACCUCCAAGCCAAUGGUGCUGUUCCUGGGACCGUGGAGCGUCGGCAAAUCCACCAUGAUAAACUACCUCCUCGGGUUGGAAAACACUCGCUACCAGCUCUAUACAGGUGCUGAGCCCACCACCUCCGAGUUCACUGUCCUCAUGCAUGGGCCCAAACUGAAAACCAUCGAGGGUAUUGUCAUGGCCGCUGACAGCGCCCGGUCCUUCUCGCCCCUCGAGAAGUUUGGCCAGAAUUUCCUGGAGAAGCUGAUUGGUAUCGAGGUUCCCCACAAACUUCUGGAGCGGGUCACUUUUGUGGAUACACCAGGCAUCAUUGAGAACCGCAAACAGCAGGAAAGAGGUUACCCCUUCAACGACGUGUGCCAGUGGUUCAUUGACAGAGCAGACCUCAUCUUUGUCGUCUUUGACCCAACCAAGCUGGAUGUGGGUCUGGAGCUGGAGAUGCUGUUCCGCCAGCUGAAGGGGCGUGAAUCCCAGAUAAGGAUCAUCCUGAACAAGGCUGACAACCUGGCCACACAGAUGCUCAUGCGGGUCUAUGGGGCUCUCUUCUGGAGCUUGGCCCCGCUCAUCAACGUUACUGAGCCCCCAAGGGUCUAUGUCAGCUCCUUCUGGCCUCAAGACUACAAGCCCGAUACCCACCGAGAACUGUUUCUCAAGGAAGAAAUCUCCCUCCUGGAAGACCUGAACCAGGUGAUCGAGAACAGAUUGGAGAACAAGAUCGCCUUCAUCCGCCAGCAUGCCAUCCGGGUCCGCAUCCAUGCCCUCUUGGUCGACCGCUAUUUGCAGACAUACAAGGACAAAAUGACCUUCUUCAGUGACGGAGAGCUGGUCUUUAAGGACAUUGUGGAAGAUCCUGAUAAGUUCUACAUCUUCAAGACCAUCCUGGCAAAGACCAAUGUCAGCAAAUUUGACCUUCCCAACCGCGAGGCCUAUAAGGACUUCUUUGGGAUCAAUCCCAUUUCCAGCUUCAAGCUCCUGUCCCAGCAGUGCUCCUAUAUGGGGGGCUGCUUUCUGGAGAAGAUUGAGCGGGCCAUCACCCACGAGCUCCCCGGCCUCCUGGGAAGCCUGGGGCUUGGAAAGAAUCCAGGUGCUCUCAACUGUGACAAAACAGGGUGUGGCGAAACCCCAAAGAAUCGCUAUAAGAAACACUAGGUUGUUGUGUGGCCAUUCUUGGGUUCUUGUUGGUGAAUGAGCUUGUGUCCUAACUGUCUGAGAAGUCCCGGUUUAUUAACCCUUUGAGCCACACUGGCAAGAAUUAUUAUGCAUUGGAGAUUUGGGAGUUAAUUGAGACCAGCGGUGGGGGAAGGUGUGGGUCAAGGGAGGAGAGUGGAAACUGUGAAUUAUAGUGUGCUUGUCUCAUUGCUUCAAUUAGGGGGCCUGAUUGAGGCAAGUCAGGCCACACCUGCUUUUCCUGGGUCCUAUCUCGGAGGGACAGAGAGCAGCUAAAUUCUAGUGUAUACUGAAUUAAUAAGCAUUAAAUAAGCUAAAAGCAGCUGAAGUCCUUUUUUCCCCUAUAAACUGGGAAAACAGAGAAGACGAGUUCUGUCGGGCUGCCCAGGUCCAUUGUGGCUGCCUCCCACACACCGUCUUCUGUUUUCCCCCCGUCCAGCAGCUGUCUCCUGAGCUUGGGUUGACUCCAAUAGGGGACAGUCUCCUGGGUCUGAAUCAACCUGGGUUUUGAGCCUACCCCCUGGCCUUCUUCCCUGUUUCCUUAAGGAGUGAGGGGAAUGGUUUAGGAUACCAGAACACUAAGAGAGAACAAGAGUUCCCAGGCUAGGAGAAGGAUCUGCUCCUCCAGUGCCAUUUCUCUGAUGUGGUCUUCUAAGCCAUCUGGGAAGCUCGGUCCCUUUAUUGGCCCCAAGAAGAAGGUGAGUGUUCCAUGUAGUCGAGUAAUUCACUGGAAAUGAUUUCAGUGAAAGUACCAGAAGGGCUCAGAGGGUUAAUUGGUUUGCAGUGUGUCUUUGUCUGUUGCAUGUCUUGGAAAACUCGGACCCCAAAGGCAUUG
Messenger RNA from Pteropus alecto (black flying fox), 3301 nucleotides. RefSeq names its product sarcalumenin (gene SRL). The transcript is spliced from 7 exons. Bases 1 to 2448 code for a protein of 815 amino acids. Lineage: Eukaryota; Metazoa; Chordata; Mammalia; Chiroptera; Pteropodidae. The record is from RefSeq and is a predicted model, not a curated record. Gene Ontology annotation, molecular function: GTP binding.